Messenger RNA from Lactuca saligna, 1176 nucleotides. Lineage: Eukaryota; Viridiplantae; Streptophyta; Magnoliopsida; Asterales; Asteraceae. The record is from the annotation of a GenBank genome assembly.
AUGCAGUUUGAUCGUCAAACCUUAUCCAUUGCAAUGCGUUUCUUGAUGGCCAAAACUCCAGAGCAAAGGGCAGAUGUUGAUCUGGACACUCAUUACACACAGCUUAGGAAUACCUUGAACAACAAAUUGGAGUUAAAACAAGAAGACAGGUAUUAUAUCAGGGAUAUGUGGAAGGGAUAUCAGCUACUGGGAUGCAGUCAAAUCAUGGGUUUGAUGGCCAGCAAUAAGGAGUUGGGCUCAAAGGGUUGGAUAAAAGUUCUACUGCAACUGAAGAAGUCCAACCUUUGCUUGAAGAAAAUGGGAAAAUUGAGGUGUGGAGGAUUAAUGGCAAUGCUAAAACCACAGUACCCAAAGAAGAUAAUGCAUCGAGGUAACAUUGCUGCUCGAUUGGCUACUACAAUGUUCAAUUCACUCAAGGGAAGACCAGUUCAGGGUCGUGUAUUUCAAGGGAAAGAGCCUCCACAGUUUGUCGCCAUCUUUCAGCCUAUGGUUGUGUUAAAGGGUGGAUUGAGCUCUGGAUACAAGAACUCCAUUGUAGAAAAAGAAUUGAAUGAUGAAACCUACACUUUAGAUGGUGUAGCCCUAAUUCAGAUAUCUGGCACUUCACCCCAUAAUAGUAAAGCCGUUCAAGUAGAUGCCGUGGCAACCUCAUUGAAUACGUAUGAAUGCUUUCUUCUUCAAUCUGGUUCUUCAUUGUUCACCUGGCAUGGAAAGCAGAGUAGUGUUGAACAGCACAACAUAGUUGCAAAAAUCGACGAAUUUUUGAAGGAGCAAGAAAAAAUGUCCCGAGCUACAGGGACACAGACACGCAUGGGUGACUAUCUCAAAGAUGUGGCAUCCAUUCAUAUCCAAAAGAUUACAGAUACAAAAGCUGAAUCAGGACUUAAAGUUGCACUCUAUCCUCGAGAAACAAGUGGGGUUGUUAAGGAUAUGGAGUCUAGCUCUCUCCAUCUUCUAGUUUUAUGUGGUGCAAAGGUGGACCGUGAGGUGUGGACUAGGUUGGCAUUGGAUAUCUAUCCUAAUGAGAGGAAAAUCGAUGGUUGGUGGGAUACGAAAAUGGUGGUUGAAGUUUCAUGUGGUGGUGGUUCUACGGAAACAACAACCAUGACAAUCGAUAUGACAUGGUUUCUCAGGCAGUUUGUUGGUGGUGCUCCAAAUCAAGCAUACUGUUCAUAA